Messenger RNA from Acanthochromis polyacanthus (spiny chromis), 3485 nucleotides. RefSeq names its product Q-nucleotide N-glycosylase 1 (gene qng1). The record is from RefSeq and is a predicted model, not a curated record. Lineage: Eukaryota; Metazoa; Chordata; Actinopteri; Pomacentridae. The transcript is spliced from 6 exons. The coding region runs from base 2077 to 3108 and encodes 343 amino acids.
GACUGCAUAUGGUGUUUUCUCUGAGGUGAUUGAGUUUUAUCUGACUUGACUUGUCAUGAAAUGAUGAUCCAGGAUACUCCAUAGUAUAGUCGUAUAAAGAAAUAUCUGCCAAUUGUUUUUGGCUUAAACUUACAUAAAUUUAAUUUAUUAUACUAUGAAGAAACGAAGCAAUAAUCUCAAUAAAUAAAAUGGAAACUGCAAAUGUGCGGGUUUCUUAUGUUGUUUUAGCGUCCAAAUUUACUAAUGUCCAUCAGUUGUGGAAAUUGAUGCAGAAUCGUUUUCUGUUGGUCUGUCAACCAGCUGAGUGAUCACCUCGUUGUUUUCAUUAAGGAGCCUUUAUAGCCACAGACUAGACUUCACAAGUCGAGCAUGACGCAAUUUACGAGGUUAAUUUUGCGGGGAAUACUUAACGGACAUUGUUUUCCGGUUUCCUCUCCUGGCUUGUUGUGAUUGGUUGAUUAGUCAGUGACGAGCCCACAAGCGAGACUAUGAUUGGCCAACAGCUAGAAACCAGGUAGUGGCAACAACGCAACACGAGCUUGCAGAGUGGUGUCUGUUUAUCGGUAAGUGGGGUCCAGCAUGGGCUUGCAUAUGAAUAAAUAAAUUGUUGCUUAACAGUAGGUUUCUAUCCAAAAACUGGAUGAACUGUUGUGGAAUAUGAAAGUGUAGAAACGGCUGUUUUAAUAACUAAAAAGUCAGCGGGCAACGUGAAUGUGUUCAGUCAGUUCUUGUACUUUGCUCGUCCACAUUUACAAUGAAAGCUAAUGAAGCGAGUCUUCAGACUGACCGAUAAAAACUGAACAAGAAAACGCAAAACCACUGGACAUUUUUUUUAUAUUUCCAAGUGGAGAAUGAAUCAUAUAACUCACCAGAGAAAAACUACUGUAAAUUAAUUCAUUUUAGUAGAUCGCUGUGGUAGUGCAUAAUUGUCGUUAUUUCCACACAUCCACUGGACACUUAUAAAGAGAAACUAGGAUAUAACUAUCUUCUAAAUAAAGGGAUUGAUCAGGGAUGCUCUUGUGUGGCGGCGUUGUGCCAAAAAGUUAUUGCCAGAACACUUAUCCUCAUGUCUCUGCAUUAAUUUACCAGCACUGUGCCCUGGAUUAUAAUCAAUGCAUUAAUUUUUAAUGACUGAAAUGCCGAACAGUACCCAGUUCAAAUCGUUUAAGCCAUAAGGUUUUCCUUUCUUCCAAAAGUGAUCGCAACUCCUACGUUGUGACUGAAUUAAUGCAUCAAAAUGACUUGAUUUAUUCAUGAAGGAGUUAUAUUUUAAAGAUUACAGAUGAUAUAAUUGGAAAUAGCAAUGUCUGUAUUUUACACAUAAAAUUCACAAGUCAGUCAUUGUAAUAUCAUUCUAGAUAAGGAUAUUAGAAAAAUCAAACACAUACAGCCUAAACAUCAGAAACUAUAAACUGAUAGCACUUAUUUUGUUUCAUUUCAUUCAGGCUCAAGAAAUUUUUACUAUUACCAUAGACAUUUUUUGUGUAUUUGCUAGUUAUUUUUGGUAAAUGGUCACUUUUGUGUACAUCGACCUUUUAUGUUUAUGUGCUUCCAUUCUAGUUAUGAACGCAAGGUGAGAGAAUAGUUUAACACCGUAGAAGGAGUUUGGAAACCAGCACAAAUCUUGGAAAACUUUACUCCAAAGCUCCAUCAUUACUUUGGAGUUACUUGAUCUCCUCAUGCAAGGCUUUCUUUUAAAAUCUAAAUCCUCUUGCUUUGCUUCAUCUCUUUCAUCUUGAUUAUUUCAUUGAGAACUGCUUAAUAAAGCAAUGAGAUGGGAGAUCAUCUUUAAAAUGGCACUUCCCCAGAGAUGUAUGAGUGAUAUUGGGGUUUUAGUAUGAAAAGGGCACCUUGCACCCACUUAUGAUCAUAGAAGCUGUUCCUGAUGUCAGUAUGUUUUGGCCUAGAACUAGUCUAAUGUACACUCUUUUAAUAUGCGUUAUUAUGUUUUAAAACAUUCAGAGUAACAACCUCAUAGUUAUCUAGGCUUUUCUGAGAAACAUAUUGCCAUUUAUGUGUGCUUGUUAGCCCAUAUAUGUCGUUUCAGUUGUGUUUCUCCUCCGUGCAGUAUCCAUCAUGGAAGCACAUCUGUUUCCUCGCGAGUCUGGCCAGUUCAUAGCAGAGCGGAGUCGAGAUGUGUUUGUGGAGGACGCAGGAGUGCAGAAGGUGGCAGAGAUGCUUUAUGCUCUCCGGCACAGCGACGAUUUGACUGCCAGUGGUUGGAAGAAGGCAAAUCCAUUGGCCCCGGCACCCACCUCUGACCAGGGGAGUUUGUCAGCAUUGAACUGGGUGUUUGUGGUGGACACCAUGAACUUUUCCUUUUGGCCAGAGAAAGAAACUGAACAGUGUGAGGUGACUUAUAAAGGAACAACAUACACAGGCUAUAUGACAUUGUGUGCUGCCAUCACAAGAGCCAUGGAAGAAGGUAUACCCAUUACCGAUCCAAAGUACUUCUCUCGGAUAAGUGUGGAGGAGUUGGGUCAUGUCCUUCGAUCAGACAAUGAAACACCCAUGCCGAUGCUUCAGGAGCGCCACCAGGUGCUGACUGAAGGAGGUCGUGUGCUGCUGGAACAUGGUGGAAGCUUCCGAAGUUUUAUCAGCCAGGCCGGAAGCGACGCCAGGAAGAUGGUAGAGCUUAUUGUGCAGAAGAUUCCUUCCUACAAGGACGAAGCGACGUAUGAGGGAAAAAGAAUUUCAUUCUACAAGCGAGCUCAGAUCCUAGUGGCAGAUUUAUGGGGUGUGAUGGAGGCCAGAGGACAUGGAGACAUCAUUAACAUAGACUGGCUCACCAUGUUUGCUGACUACAGGGUUCCUCAGGCACUCGUCUACCUAGAAGCACUACGAUAUUCUGACACACUGAUGCAGACACUGAAGAACGGUGAACUGCUUUGCUCAGGGGACCGGAGAGAGGUCGAAAUCCGAGGUUGUUCCAUUUGGUCUGUGGAGCUGAUCAAAGACCGUCUUUGCAAGCUGGUGCAGGAGAGAGACGGACAGACCUGCAAUGUCAACUCAGCAAUCAUCGACUUUUACCUGUGGCCUUAUGCCAAGCAGCACCACAAAGAAAUGGCCCACAUUCCCAUACACCGCACACGCUGUAUUUACUAUUGAUGAUCUGGCUGGCAGUCGUACAUACAGUAGACAGCACUUCUCAGUGUGCAGCCUUGGCACCGGUGUCUGUCCCUGGGAAAAAGCCAAGCACAUCUCUGUGCCAGAUAUAUGUAUCUGGCACACUCUUUCUAGCUGUGAUGGAAACAGGUGUGAAGGCUUAAUGCAGCUUAUUUGUCUACGUGGGUCUAGCACCGUUGCCCAUUUGCAGUCGAUUAAAAUAUUUCCUGUUGAUGGUAUAGAACAUUUUCUCACAAACCUCACACUGUAAUAUAGAGCAAGGGAUGCCAUUUUGAUAAGCUAAAUGUACUAUGUGCAUGUAUAACUGACAUUAAAUGAUGCCUACCAAACAGCAGCAAAAGUAAAAUAUUUUGUAUUGA